This is a messenger RNA of Oenanthe melanoleuca, 466 nucleotides long. It is a transcript of the gene KCNE1, whose product is annotated as potassium voltage-gated channel subfamily E regulatory subunit 1. NCBI's taxonomy places the organism in Eukaryota, Metazoa, Chordata, Aves, Passeriformes, Muscicapidae. Gene Ontology annotation, molecular function: voltage-gated potassium channel activity involved in ventricular cardiac muscle cell action potential repolarization; delayed rectifier potassium channel activity; potassium channel regulator activity. The transcript has a single exon. Gene Ontology annotation, biological process: regulation of heart rate by cardiac conduction; regulation of ventricular cardiac muscle cell membrane repolarization; potassium ion export across plasma membrane. Bases 28 to 408 code for a protein of 126 amino acids. Gene Ontology annotation, cellular component: membrane. The record is from RefSeq and is a predicted model, not a curated record.
CAUCAUCUCUGAGGACAGAAAAUCGAGAUGUUGGUGCUGUCCAACAGCACAGCCCUGAACCUGCUCCUGUCCAAACUGCUGCAGAAGUGCCUGGAGCAGAGCAACAGCUCCUCCCCUGCUGGGGUGAGCAGCGCCAGCAGCAGCCUGGAGAUCCUCUACGUGCUGCUGAUGCUGGGGCUGUUGGGGUUCUUCACCGUGGGGGUGCUGGUGACCAACCUGCGGGCGCGGCGCCUCGAGGGGCCCCCCGACCCCUACAGCACCGACAUCGCUGCCGACACCUGGCACCGGCAGGACAGGCUGAACCUCCGGCACAAGAUCAUCGAGAACUACAAACUCUGCUGCGUCCUGGAGAACCAGCUGGCCGUGGAGCAGCCGGGCAGCAAGAUCCCCGAGGAGAAAUCUGCCUAGGGGAAGGGAUUUUCCUGGGAUUUUCCUAGAGAAAGGGUUGUGAGUGGUGCAGGGAUGA